ACCACCCCGAGGCAGAAAAGAAGAGGGGCUCACGACGCGCGACAGAAGAGGCGAGCGGCGGAGGGGAGGGGAGGGAAGGAAUGCUCUCCACUCUCCAGCUUCCUGGUGGUCUCAGGCUAUCGUCUUCGGCGCCCAGGUCUUAGGCUCUCUGAUUGGAAGAAAGGAAAGGCUGGGUUACCAUGGGCAUUUCGGCCAAGUGGAUUAAAUCACUGGUUCGCAUAAGAAAGCAGGAAAAGGGGCGGGGUUCAGAAAAUCAAGAAAAGGCAGAAAAUGCCGAGAGCAGCGAAGCCAGCUCUUCUGCUCGACAGCUACACAAACGAAAGCAUUCUCUGGAUCUUGCAGUAGAAGAACUUGCAGUACCUAACGAAACAUCGACGGAUGGCACCAACACACAGUUAGGUUCAAAUUCCGUUUCAUCAGAAAGUGCAUCACGUGAUGCACAUGUUUCUCUGACCGAAGAACUUCUUACAGAAGGGGAUUUGGCUGCAACAGUUAUUCAGUCUGCAUUUCGGGCAUUCUUGGCUAGACGGGCUUUGCGAGCACUGAAAGGUAUAGUUCUACUCCAGGCCCUUGUGAGGGGCCAUAUUGUGAGAAAGCAGACAGCAGAAACACUUCAGUGUAUGCACGAGCUGGUAAGGGCCGAAGCUCGUGUCAGAGCAAGGCAAGCCGGUGUUGCAUUAGAAAACCAAGUGGCACGGAAAAAGGUCCCUGAGCAAGAUGAUUGUGAGAACCAUGUUCGAGAAAUUGAGGAAGGGUGGUGUGGCGGUAUUGGUUCUGUGGCCGAAAUGCAAGCUAAAGUACUGAAAAGGCAGGAAGCUGCUGCAAAACGCGAGAGAGCGAUGGCAUAUGCGUUGACCCAUCAGCGGCAAGCUGGUUUAAGGCAGCAGAAACCUACAAAUCUGCAAGGAUCCGAACUUGACGACGACCACUGGGGAUCAAACUGGGUAGAGAGAUGGGUGGCUGCACGUCCAUGGGAGAACAGGUUACUUGACAACAAUGCCAAAGAAAGCAUGCCAAUGUGUGAUGACAAUCAGGAUGAGGAAAUAAAACCUCAGGUCACACCAAAGGGUAAGGCGCCAACUUCAAGCACAGUCACUCCUCCUAAUGGCCUGAACAAGAAGAAAGGUGCAAACCAUAGGAAGUCAUAUUCGGAUGUAAAUUUCACUUCAUUUGGGCGAUCGUCAAGUGUACUGCCUUCCACCUCUCUAGGAACAUCCAAACAAAAGCAGAAAUCGGAUGAUGAGGCUUUUGAGGAAGUCAGCUCCCAGCCCAUAGAUAUAGCUUCCUUGGCUGUGCUCAAUCAGAAAGAAAGGCGCGGGCAGCUGAAUACAUCGGCCAAGAAGCGUCUGUCCCUGCCAAAUAACGUCGGCGGUGGAGCAUCAAAGGAGACAACCAACAGAAAUCCGACGAAACGAUCUAUCAGUGCCAAGUCCGACCCGAAACCACGGGCGAAUGCGCCUAACCAAGCCCGGAAGCAAGUUGAGUUGCAGGCCUAAUUGCACAUACCACCGUUUCCAAUCUGACUUGGGCAGAUGAGUUCAGUUCCGUUCCGUUCCUGGUGUGUCGUUUCUCCAGUUGUGCAGGCCUUAUCUCCGUGCAUAGUAAUUUUUUUCGGUAAAAAGAUUGCGCAUCUAAAUUGACAGGCGUGUUUCGACAUUCCCAUUGUGCAUGGUUGCCGGUUGCCAUUGGUGUUGUUGUGUUGUCCAUUCUUGGUUUUGCUUAUGUUUUGCCAUCUUUGUAUGCUGUUCUAACUGGAGGCUGAAACAAGUGAUUGUGCUGUUGUGAAGUCUUAAUUUUUCGUUUCUGAUGACAAAA
Hordeum vulgare subsp. vulgare (domesticated barley) is the source of this 1815-nucleotide messenger RNA. RefSeq names its product protein IQ-DOMAIN 5-like. Lineage: Eukaryota; Viridiplantae; Streptophyta; Magnoliopsida; Poales; Poaceae. The record is from RefSeq and is a predicted model, not a curated record. The coding region runs from base 180 to 1496 and encodes 438 amino acids. Gene Ontology annotation, molecular function: protein binding. The transcript has 7 exons.